Messenger RNA from Cyprinus carpio (common carp), 3591 nucleotides. Its product is annotated as plakophilin-3-like. The record is from RefSeq and is a predicted model, not a curated record. Gene Ontology annotation, cellular component: plasma membrane; nucleus; adherens junction. Gene Ontology annotation, molecular function: cadherin binding. Lineage: Eukaryota; Metazoa; Chordata; Actinopteri; Cypriniformes; Cyprinidae. Gene Ontology annotation, biological process: cell-cell adhesion; cell-cell junction assembly.
AGGAGGCUCCGCCCCGGCUACACAAUCUCUGUAUCUAUUGACGACAGUAGCGCACAGCUGCCUGCAGAGCCGGACAGAUCAAGUGUACGAGGCGCUGCUCGAUUGACCUGCGCCCCGGGCAAAUUACUUCCAGUGGAUAUUUGAAUAUUUUAAGAAGAACAUUCGCGAGGGGGAAUAAAACCCCGUUUCCAAAGGAAUACGGAUUUCGGAUAGAAAAAAAAGUUUAAAUUGUGUAAUUACUGGAGCGAGUUUUCGGACUUCAUGAUGAGCGCUGUUGUGGCCACUGAGGGCCUCUUCUUUUCCGCCUUACAGCCCAGCACCUCGGUCACCACAUAUGCGAUCCCGACCGAUGACCAUGCCAGGGGGGAUCAACUAUCCAAAGCCAGACGCGUCCAGCAGCAGGUCCAGCAGCGCAUGGCGGAGAAAUCCUCCUCAUCCCGACUCAACGCCUCCACAGAAUUUGAUGGCCACACGUCCACUAUAAGAUACCAAACCAGAACCCCGGGAUUCAGUUCCAAGUCUGUUAUCUACAAUGGCAACAGAACAAUGGCGACGCCUCGACUGUCUCAGUACGCGGGAGAAUUUUCCUCUCGCUCUGCAGUAGAUAUGGGCACUCGGCACAGAAUCAGUCGUGGCGUGCCUAUGCCUGCUGUAGUGGGCCGCCCGUACAUGUCCCAUGAUGAUGCACGUCUGAGUGGCUCUUACAACCAGAGGCAAACAUUGGAAUCAAGGACGCUGAGUGGGACUGACCAGGAGGCGGCAGCAAUGGCCGGACUCACGUUACAACGGCAGUCAUCUCCAGUGGGAAACUGGGUAGCGUCCUACGGCCACAGUUUUUCGCCCAAUGUGGUGCAAAGACAGCGCACCCUCAGUGGGACCCUGGCACGAGAAGGUUACAGUACAGGAUAUAGGGAGGCAGAGUUGGCUAAUCAAUAUUUAUUUAAAGGCCCUUCCCACCGAACCAUCAGCCGCAUAAAUAAUCGUCAGGGGCAGCAGCAACAGCAGCAAAGGCUGAGCAGCAGCUCAAUGCAGUGGCAGCAGAUGUCCACUGGGGGCAACAGUAUGAUGGGUGCUGGGCAUUACCAGGGCACCAUGAAGAGAGCGGGGUCUGUGCAUAGUAUGAAGAGUGUCGGUCGUGGUGUGGACGUUUAUGACGGAUUGGCCGAUGGAACCACAGAUGCUCUUGGCGGAAUCCAUAACCUGGACAUGACUACAGCAAUCAGUUACAUCUCUUCUUCUGAUGUUGCCAUGCAGAUGUUGGGAGCAGCCUACAUACAGCAUCAGUGUUACCACAGCAAUGAAGCCAAGACCAUGGUGCGCAGCUUGAAGGGCAUCUCAGCAUUAGUACAGCUGUUUAGCAGUGAGAACCAAGAGGUUCAGCGCUAUGCGACAGGUGCUACACGCAACCUCAUCUACGAGAAUAUGGACAACAAGACAGCACUUAUCGAAGCCGGUGGCAUUAGCAAACUAAUUGGUGCUUUAAGAGAACCCGAUGAUGAGCUACGCAAAAAUAUCACAGGCAUUUUGUGGAACUUAUCUUCUAAAGACAGUCUAAAGGAGCGGCUGGCCAGAGAGGGUUUAUCUGAGCUGACGGAGAGAGUGCUGGUGCCUCUGUCUGGGGCAGGAGAUGCCGGUGUCAUUCAACAGAGUGCCUCUGAGGCUGAUAUUUUCUACAACACCACAGGCUGCUUCAGGAACCUGAGCUCGGUGAAUGAAAGAACCAGGCAGCAGAUGCGGGAAACUCGAGGGCUGGUAGACUCUCUGGUUGGAUACAUUGAAAACUCCCUACAGGAGGGAAAAGGAGAGGACAAGGGAGUAGAAAACUGUGUAUGUGUCCUGCGCAACCUGUCGUACCAGCUGUACUCUGAGAUCCCUACUUCAGUUCAGAUGCGUUUGGAAGGACCCACUCGAGCACAGGACACGCGGCACAACGACCCCAUCGGCUGCUUCACACCACAGAGCAAGAAAACAAAAGAUAGGAAUCAAGACCUGACCACCUUCUCUGAAGUGGCACGAGUCCCGAAAGGAGCAGAGUGGCUGUGGCACCCUAAGAUAGUCGCUCUAUACAACCGCAUCCUGCAGAGCUCUGAAACAAACACGGCCACACGCGAGGCAGCGGCAGGAGCCCUGCAGAACAUCACAGCGGGUGACAGAAGGUGGGCCUCUGUGUUGAGUCGUGUGGCACUGGAGCAGGAGCGGAUGUUGCCGGUGAUUCUUGACCUGUUGCGAAGCCCCACAGAUGCCGAGCUCCGUUCUCUCACGGGUCUGCUGAGGAACCUCUCCCGACACUGCAAAAACAAAGAUGAUAUGGCUACCAAAGUGGUGAAUAUUCUGGUGAACAAACUCCCCAGUGAUGGACAUCAGAAAGAACCUUCUAGUGACGUGGUAGUCAACACCUGUGGGGUUCUCAACAACCUGGUUACAGGAAGUUCUCUAGCUGCGAGAGAUAUCACUUACUUUGAUGGACUACCCAAGCUGGUCAGCAUUAAGACAUCUCAUGACAACAGUCCCGGGAAGCUAAAAGCCGCCAGGGCCGCCUCCACCGUUCUGUCCAACAUGUUUCAGUACACUAAACUUCACAAAGAUUACAAACAGAAAGGGUUCACAAGACGGGAUUUCAUGGAUAUGACCAUCUAAUCUCUGUCCAUGACUCUGUGCUAAACUCAGUGGACAAGAUGGAAUUAGACGUCCAUGGGAUUUUACACCAAAGUCACAAAGGGAAUGCGACCAGCCUUUUUCUCUCAAACACACACACACACACACACACACACACACACACACACACACACACACACACACACACACACACACACACACACACACACACACACACACUUUCUGACCUGUAGUGGAGUGAAUAAACACUAAAGUUUUUACUAGAGUAUAAAUUUUAGUCAGCGGCACCCUCAAGUAUUACAAUAUGCCGGAAAGAAAUGCUUGCAGAGCACUAAUUCUAACAGACAGGCUGAGAUGCACACUUGUGUGUGUUGUUGAAUGGUUGAAUUAAUGAUAUGAACCCGAAGCUUAUUUGAGAGAAGGCAGCUUAUAGACAUGAAACAUUUACAGCCAUUAGUUCCAGUAGCAAGUUCCAGUAUACCUGCUUAUUUUACAUAGUUUUGAAAUGCAAGCCUGUCCAUCUUGUCCAUUUUAACCCAAAUAUGUAUUUUUAUUUUGCACACAUAAUUCAAUUUUAUAGGCUAUAAUCAUGAAGUCUGGAAAGAUCAACUGAAGUGAACUGUGAACUAAAAUGUUGUAGUUGUUUUGAACUAAAGAAACAUUUUGUUGGUUUUGCAAUAAAUAUGCAAUUUUUGCUUUCCACGUAACUCUGCUGCAGGCUUUUGUGGUUGUUACAGUUAGAUUAGCCUUGGAUUUUGAGUGCAAAAGAGAUUCUAAAUGACAUUAUAUCUGAAAUAAACCUUUAAAGCCUUGCUCUGAAAGCACAAAUAUGACUAACCUAUUGCCUUUGGAAAUAAAUAGAAAUACAUAUUUGAACAUUUGUAUGUGUCAUUUCCAGAGAAUUUUGUAGCAAAAUAAUUUCCUGCCUUGUGUGCCAUUUGCAAAGAUUAAACAAAUAACCACCAAUAAUUUUGA